GGGGAGGGCGCCUCUUCCACAAGAUGGCGGCGCCCCGGCGCGGCGUGGCUGAGGGGAGGAUGAAGAAGCGGGGAGCAGCGGCCGGCCGGGCUCGGCGCGGCGGGGAGAAGCUGAAUCGGCUGCGGCUGGCGGUGGAGGAGUUCGUGAAGGCAGCCGGAGACCAGCCGCCGCUGCCCGCGUCGGUAGGGUCGGAGAGACCGAACCGAAAGAGCCGCCGGGAAUUGAGGAAGGAGAAGCGCAGGCUCAAGCGGAGCCGCCGCCGCCUGCAACAACACUGGGGAGACGGGGAAAGCCCCCGCUGCUCUGCCCGGCCGGCUCCUGCCGCCAGCCCCAAAGUCCCGGCGUCGCCUCCAGCCGCUGUAAAGCAGCGCCCGGAGCCGCCGCGGCAGCAGAAGGCGGUGCGGCCGCCGGUGCCGGCCCCUCGGCCGGCCGCCAUCUCCUGGUCGCGAAAAAGGGCGCUGCUGGAGGCCAACGAGGAGGAGGAGAAGGAGAUCCGGCGGCUGGAGCGGCGGCUGGGGCUCAACAAGCGCCGCAAGAAGAAAGGGAACAGCGGGGCGGAGGGGCUGCCCCAGAGCUUCGUGCGGGACGGGCUGGACUACGUGCUGGGAGUCCUGGGCUCCGGCGCCGGGCUCGGCGAGCUGUGCGGGGACAGCGACCAGGAGGAGGCACCGGGGCUGAGGGCCAGCAAGGAGGCUCCAGAGGAAGACGACGAGGAGGAGGAGGAGGAGGAGGCCCUGGGGGAGGAUGAAGAGCUGGAGGACGCCUCUGACGCCUCCGAAGGGGAGGAUGUGGAAGAACAGUGGGAGAGUGAUGGGAGCUCGGCCCCCGAGGGUGAGCCAGAGGCAAGCGAGCCCCCGGACCCGCAGGAGGAAGAGGAGGAUCAUAAUCACAGUGCUACGAAGUACGUUCCCCCUCAGGUGAGAAAAGCUCAGGAGACACUAGAUGACAAGAAAAGAGAAGAAUUGGGAAGACUGAAGAAAAUGGUGAAUGGUCUCAUUAAUAGGUUGAGUGAACCAAAUUUGUCCUCCAUUAGUGGACAACUGGAGGAGCUUUACAUGGCCAACAGUAGAAAGGACAUGAACGAAACUCUAACAGAUAUUCUUAUGAAUGCUUGUGUUACUGCGGUUGCCAUGCCUGCAAGACUGAUGAUGGAGCAUGUCCUUUUGGUCAGCGUUCUUCAUCAUACAGUAGGAAUUGAGGUCGGUGCUCACUUCUUGGAAGCUGUGGUGAAGAAAUUUGAUGAACUCUCUAAAAGUGAUGCUGAAGGGAAAGAAUGUGAAAAUCUGCUUGCCUUGAUUGCCCAUCUGUAUAACUUCCAUGUAGUUCAUUCCCUGCUCAUCUUUGAUAUUCUGAAGAAGCUUGUUAGCACUUUCACUGAAAAAGAUAUUGAGCUGAUUUUGUUUCUUCUGAAAAACGUGGGCUUUUCCUUAAGAAAAGAUGACGCAUUGGCUUUGAAGGACCUGAUCAGUGAAGCCCAGAGCAAAGCACACACAGCAGAGAAGAAUUUUAAGGAUCAGACUAGGGUUCGCUUUAUGCUAGAGACUAUGUUGGCACUGAGGAAUAAUGACAUGCGUAAGAUUCCCGGUUAUGAUCCUGAGCCAGUUGAAAAACUCCGCAAAUUGCAAAGAACACUGGUUCACAGCAGUAGUUCGGGAAAAGAAACUGAGCUCCGUGUCUCCCUGGAAUCGCUCCUCAAUGCUGAUAAGGUUGGUCGCUGGUGGAUCAUCGGGUCGUCCUGGAGUGGAGCACCAAUGAUUGAUAAUGCAAACAGCAAGACUCAGCAAAAACUGCACAUUGGGAAGGUGAGCUCAAAGAUAAUAGAGCUUGCUCGUAAGCAGAGAAUGAACACUGAUAUCAGGAGAAGUAUUUUUUGUGUAUUGAUGACAAGUGAAGAUUUCCUGGAUGCCUUUGAAAAGCUUCUGAAGCUUGGACUGAAAGACCAGCAGGAGAGAGAAAUUGUUCAUGUUAUCCUUUAUUGCUGCUUACAGGAGAAGACGUAUAACCCCUUCUAUGCAUUUUUGGCUGGCAAGUUCUGUGAAUACGAAAGACGAUUUCAGGUGACAUUUCAGUUUAGUAUCUGGGACAAAAUCAAAGACUUGGGCAACCUGUCAGCCACUGCCAUCACCAAUUUGGUUUCAGUGUUGGUUCACUUACUAAGGACAAAAUCAUUGCCGCUUUCAGUUCUCAAGGUGAUUGAAUUCAGUGAACUAGAUAAACCCAAAGUCCGUUUCUUGCGACAAGUAUUAAGCAUGCUAUUAGUCAAAACAGAUGCUGAAGAUGUUGGUGAUAUUUUUGGGAGGAUAUCUGACAACCCCAAACUGGGAACGCUGCGGGAAGGCUUGAAACUUUUCCUUACCCACUUCUUACUGAAAAAUGUACAAGCCCAAAAGAACGAUGAAGAAGCCAGCCUGUUAAAGGAAAGAGUUGAACUAGCAACCAGGUCUUUGCAAGCAAAAGAAUCCAAAUUCAAACUAUAGUCUUUCUCGAAUAAAAGAUAUGUAAAAACUAGGUUUGCAUGAAGAUGCAAGACUUUGUUAGUCUUUCAGACCCAAGUAAUUGGGAAUGAGGAGAGCCUUUUUACUGGAAAGGAUCCAUUUUUUGAUGGAAGUGGUUACUCUGCUCAGUGUACUAGUUACACAGAUUUAAUCAAAGGUGAUACGAGGCCCGUCUGAAGAAAGGGAAGAUGUUUGUUUUUUUGACAUGUCCCUUUAAGACUGGUUACUUCUUGCAGAUUAGAAUCUGGAGAAGAGGUUGAAUUUCUAUCAUACUCCGGUCAGUAGUAAUGUUCAGCAUUGCAUAUUCCAGCCUCUCAUUUAAAUCAAUUGCAGAAAACUGACACUGUGUUUUUAAAGAAUCAGCCUUAACCAAAGGCUUUUAAUAACUCAUCGGUGCACUUGCCUGAAGGAACGGGCCACUAGAUGGCAUAGGUACUGGUGAGUCAGUUACGGAAGAAAUCAACUUUUUUCUAAAAGUGUUGAGUUUCUCAGCUAAUUCUGUGAAUUGUUAGAAUAAAAAGACUUGAAGAUCUGACUUUGCCCAAUUAUGUUGGGUUUAAAGAUCACAGUAGAGUUUGAUGCUAUUUUAACUUGUUUUAUUCAGCUUUAAAAUUGGAAUUAUUAGUUGUACCUUCUACAAUAAUUAGAUUUUCUAGGCAUAAAGAAUAAUAUCAGUCUUUUAGUAAGAAAGUAUUUUAUGAAAAGAUUUGCUUCCACUUCCCAUUCAGAUGUCUUAAAAAAUCAUGUACAUUUUCUUGUAUAACACUCAGUUUUUGUCACCUUACCACUACACAUUAAAGUGAGAUUUCCUAAAGGG
This is a messenger RNA of Anas platyrhynchos (mallard), 3312 nucleotides long. RefSeq names its product nucleolar protein with MIF4G domain 1 (gene NOM1). Gene Ontology annotation, cellular component: nucleolus. Gene Ontology annotation, molecular function: protein binding; RNA binding. The record is from RefSeq and is a predicted model, not a curated record. Gene Ontology annotation, biological process: ribosomal small subunit biogenesis. NCBI's taxonomy places the organism in Eukaryota, Metazoa, Chordata, Aves, Anseriformes, Anatidae.